Molecule: messenger RNA, 2056 nt
Organism: Saccostrea cuccullata (small rock oyster)
Lineage: Eukaryota; Metazoa; Mollusca; Bivalvia; Ostreida; Ostreidae
Product: BTB/POZ domain-containing protein 6-like
Exons: 5
Coding region: 378-1679 (433 amino acids)
Biological process (GO): neurogenesis
Cellular component (GO): cytosol
Molecular function (GO): protein binding
Source: RefSeq, a predicted model, not a curated record
UUUAAAUACAGGACAAGAAAAACCAUUAACAAAAUAAAUCACCAAAUAUUUGACUCUUCCAAGAAGAAACUAAAACAAAAUAGGAUAUUCAACGUUGAUAUCGAUUCAAUUCUAUAGAAAAGAGGAACUUUUGAUUAGUUUUACAAAAACCAGGUCUAUAAAUUGUUAUUAAGCGGGAAUGAGGAUUACGUGGUAUUUAUUCUUCCUUCCCUGUUUACUAUGCAGUGUCUAGCUUUGUGUUCUUUUCAACCGGGAUGUUAUUUACAUUGCGUGAACGUAGAGGCCUUUAUUAAGUGGUAACUAACCCGGGUUUACGUGGUUAUCAAUGACCACAGGAGCAAAAAAUAUAUAUACAGCGCUCCAAGAAAUAGUUCAUAAUGGAGGAUUAUGCCUGGCAGUGCGACAAAAGCCUGGCUGAAUGCUUGAAACACGUGUUAAAUAAUGAAUUAUUCUGUGACGUCACACUUUAUUUGGGCUCAAACAUGGAGGCAGUCCACGCCCAUAAACUGGUUCUCUGUUCUCGUAGCCCAGUAUUUUAUGCCUCAUUUGAAGGCCCACUAGCUGAAAAAGGACGAUUUAUUAUUACAGACAUCGAAAAGGAAACCUUCCAGCAAUUUCUUCAAUAUAUUUACACAGAUGAUGUCCAAUUAUCGUACGAAAAUGUCACAUCUAUCCUUUAUUGUGCGCGGAAAUAUUGUGUUGAUAAAUUAACUAAAAGGUGUGAAAUAUUCAUGGAAGAUGCAAUUGACAUCGAAAAUGUUUUUGGGAUACUUGAAGAGGCUCAUACCUAUGGAUUAAUAGGCUUAAAAACCAAAUGUGUGAAAUUUUUAGUUACGAACAUAAAAGGGGCUCUUUUAUCGGAAUCCUUUAGAAACAUUUGUAGAGGCUGUUUGGGGACAAUUCUUAGCAUAGAAACUUUCAACAUUGAGGAAGAGCUGUUGUUUGAACAUGCUCUAUAUUGGGCAGAAGCUGAAUGCUCGCGGAAAGGCUUAGCAAUAACAGAUAAAAACAAGAGAAUUGCGUUGGGAGACGUGAUAAAGUCCAUACGCUUCCCCGCCAUGACUUCUGAUUAUUUUGGGAAAAAAGUAGCCAGCUCAGAAUUACUUGAUGCGGACGAAGUUAUCGACGUCUUUUUAUAUAAUUUUAGCAGAAAUGACGGUGAAAGGGGACAAUCUAUGUUUGAGACAGCUUCAAGAAGUUACAGACAAGUUUUAAGAUUUCGUAAAACCCUUCGAGAAAGACAGGCUUCUGAUGAUAAAAAUGAAAUAGCAUUUGAAUGCAGUGUUCCAGCAACUCUUCAUGGCGUGUGUGUCUAUACCCCAAAGGAGGAAUACGAGACUCAGGUGGUCUCUGUGGACGUGUUCGAUCAUGAGAAAUCAAGCAUAGCUAGCGUGGAUACCCACGUGUUUCAGCACUCACGUGAUAAGAUACACGAAGUGUUCCUAAAUAGACCAGUACGAUUGGUUCCAAAUAAACGCUAUACAGUAACCACUAGUAAUUCCUACUGGGUGAAAUCUUUUUAUGGGACACGUGGGAGGCAGUGUGUUUCAUUUAGAAACGGAACAGUGACCUUUUACAACUCGGCCUUAUCUGAGAUUUCAGACUCGGACUCCGAUUAUGAAUACUGGUUGAAUACUUCAGUAGACAAAGGACAAAUACCUGGGCUUUUGUUGUCUUGAAAAUCAAAUGAAGGCAGAGUUAUGAAACUCUAAUAACCGUUUUUCAUUGUCGAACAAUCUACAUUCAGAAGGUUCUUAUUGUGUUGACAAAGACUAUAAAGUCCCACAAAUUAAUGCUAACGUUUUCAAAGAUACAUCCUAUUAAAAAAAUUAAAGAAACAAGUGUUAUAUAAUUGACAUUUUUCACCAACCAUGAUCGUUGUCUUCAAAUUUAUUGUGCCUACCUGUAGGAGAAGGAAUUAAUAUUUUUGUAAACAGAUGUGCUUCUUGAUAUUCUUAUAUUCAGGAUUUACCAAUUGUAGACAUAGUUUACAUAUUUCAAAUAAUUUUAGCUUACUUAUAAGAUUUCUGGAGAAUAAAGUACAAUUCCUAUAGUA